GUGCAGCCUAGUGUUAAGCUCACAUCAGCUGUAGGUGAAUGAACAGCCCCUGCACCAUCAUUGGCUGAGAAACUACGCGUUACAGGACAGGACAAACCAGCGCUGUGAUUUCAUUCUCUUCCUUUCAUUCACUACUGCCAUCAGAAGCUCCGUGGUUGUGGUCAAACUACUCAGACCUUCAUUGAGCCGUCGGCUGCUUGGCUUCUCCAACAUGAACCAAAGCGCGGGAGCAGCACACCACAGUCGCAGGUACUCCUGUGAUGAAAAGGAUAAUGGGCCAAUUGGACCAGACAGGAACUGGAAAGGUAUCUCUAUCUCCCUCCUCGUUAUUGUGGUGGUGCUUUCGCUCAUUGGACUGUCAAUUGUUCUGCUAUCAAAAGAUAAUUAUGGGGAAUUUUCUGGCUCACACUUGACCCUAGAUGACAUCUUCCAUAGGAACUUCCAAAUACAUGAUCCUGAGGCAAAGUGGCUUAGUGAGAAAGACGUUAUCUUCCUCAGCUGGGAUGGAGACUUAUUGAAAAUCAACACAGAGAGCAACAAGACAGAGCUCUUGCUGAAAAACACAACUUUUUCCACCUUUAAAGCCUCAAAGUUUGCGGUUUCUCCAGAUCUCAACUUCGUUCUUCUGGGAUAUGAUGUCAGACAGGUUUACCAGCACUCUUUCUUAGCGUCGUACCUUAUCUUCAACCUAAACACGAGAGAAGUGCUGGAGCUAAAUCCUCCAGAAGUAUCAGAUUCAGUCCUCCAGUUUGCUUCAUGGGGUGUCGGUGGUCAGCAGUUGAUAUACAUUUUUGAGAACAACAUUUACUACCAAGCAGAUGUUCGGAGUAGCUCAUGGAGACUCACAUCUUCCGGACAAGACGGUGUCAUCUUUAACGGCAUUGCAGACUGGCUGUAUGAAGAGGAGGUUUUGCACACUCAGGCAGCCCACUGGUGGUCACCUGAUGGUUCAAGACUUGCCUACCUCACCAUCAAUGACUCCCUGGUUCCAAAGAUGCUAUUGCCCUGUUACAUUGGCUCGGUUUACCCCAGGAGUAAAGAGUAUGCUUACCCUAAGAUGGGUCAAAUCAAUCCCACUGCAAAGCUCUAUGUGGUAAUUCUCGAUGGCAGCUCCCAAACAACUGAGCUGUUACCUCCUGAGAGUCUGGACGAGAGUCAAUACUACAUCACAAUGGUGAAGUGGGUGACCGUGGAGAAGCUUGCUGUGCGCUGGGUGAAUCGGGCGCAAAACAUGUCCAUUCUUUCACUCUGUGACGUACUCACCAACAAGUGCACAAAGAGACAUGUGAUGAUAUCAGACGAGUGGCUUGAUCGCCAGAAUGAAGAGCCAUUCUUUUCAAAGGACGACACCAUAUUCUUCAUGACGCUGCCCUUAAAACACGGUGGUCUUGGAACUUUCCACCACGUGACCAUGAUCUCUACUCAAGGACAAGAUGUCAAACUACUCCCCUUAACUUCAGGAUGCUGGGACGUCACUCAAAUUCUGGCGUAUGAUGAGAACACUAAAUCAGUUUUUUUCCUAAGUAAAGAGGAUGGUACAACGCAGCAACAGAUGUACAGCGUCUCAACUGUGGAACCAUUUCAUAAACAAUGCCACACAUGCUCCCUCUUCAAGCCACAGUGCACAUACUACGAUGCUGAGCUCAGUACAAACUAUCAGCAUGUUCUUCUCCAUUGUCGAGGCCCUGGAAUACCGCAAACUACUCUUCACAGAUUAAACAAUAUAAAGGACCACAAGACACUGGAGAUGAACGCCAUAUUACGACACUCACUGAGCAACAAGAAAAUGCCUCAAUGGGAGAAAAGAACUGUGCAAAUCAACAACUUUGGGCUUUGCAUGGAGUUAAUUGUCCCGCUGGAUUUUGAUGAAACAUACGAACAUCCUCUUCUGCUGAUACUUGACAGCUCCCCUGGUGGUCAGGCUGUGAGUGACCGCUUCAGCCUCAGCUGGGAUUCAGCGCUGGUCAGUUCAGACAAUGUCAUUGUGGCUCGUCUAGAUGGGCGGGGCAGCGGCUUCCAGGGUCAGCGGGUUCUUCACGAGGUCCACCAGCGACUGGGCACUGUGGAUGUUGAGGACCAGAUCACAAUUACAAAACAUCUCAUCAUGCUUCCCUAUAUCGAUGGGAAGAGAGUUGGAGUUUAUGGAAAGGCUUAUGGAGGUUUUCUUACAUCGAUCCUGCUGCUGUCCUACAGCUCAAUAUUCAGCUGUGGCAUAGCCGUAGCUCCUAUAACAAACUGGAGGCUACAUGGGUCUGCCCUUUCUGAGAAAUAUUUUGGAUUUCCGGCGAAUGAAAAUCACAAGUUUGAGGUUUCCAGUCUAGUCAGUAACAUCACUGGACCGGGUCCAUUGAAAUUCCUUAUUAUCCAUGGCACAGCAGAUGCUACUGUUCAUUUCCAACACUCUGCUGAGUUGAUCAGACACCUGUCUGCAUCUAAUCAUAACUACAGCCUCCAGAUUUUUCCAGAUGAAGGACACGUUAUUGCGUCUGUCAAGAGCCAGCGCUACAUGCAGAACUCAGUGGUCGCCUUCUUUAAGGACUGCUUUGCGGAGGAGAAGAUCGUCGACCAACAUAUAUCUAAAGAUGACGACUGAAGGAGAGAUGGAGAACAUCCUGCAGUGAGGCUCUUGUCUAAGACUGUAGCACCUGCUUGCAUGAACCAGCAUGGAGAUACCUUUGCUUCUGAAGGGCUUAUCUUGCAAAGUAACCGAUGCCCAAUACAGCACAUCAGUAUUCCUCUCUAGCUGAAAAGUUAUUGCUUUAACCUUGUUGUUUGUCAUCAUGUCUCUAAUGCAGAAACUAAAGCACGAGUAUAUAUUAUAUUUAAAAAACGACAAUUGACUUAUCUUGUUAUUAGUCUCUUCAAGUGCAACGUGUUUCCCGGCUGCCGAGAACAUUCAAAUGUCAUGCUCUCAUGCUUGAAAGCAUUAUAUCCAGCCCUCUUCCUGCUUUGCGUACGUAAAGUACGUCCCGUGUAACACACACAUGCGCAUUUAUCAUGUUUGCGAUUUGGCAAAGUUUAGCUAUUCACAAUAGCAUUCGCAAAAUGUUUAUCGCCUCACUGAGACUGCUUUUGUGUGUGUGUGUACGUGCUAUGACAUGUUCAGUCGUCCCUUGCAAUAUCGCGGUUUGAUUAUCGCUCCCUCUCCACAUCACCUUUUUUCAGAAAUUAAUAAACAAUUGCUGUUUCGUAGUAGACCGUGGUCUAUUAUUAGUCAAAACAUAUUGAAAUACAAGUGUUGAGACAUUACCUUACUAAACCUUAAAACUGCAUGAAGUCAUGAAGUCAGCCAUGGCAUGUCAGACAUGAUAGAGUGAAAAAAAGAAGUUCUCCUCCCAUUCUGUGUGGAAGUGGUAGGUUUUUGGUUUCUUAAAUUUAGAAUAAAUCCAAGGCUAACUGGUUAGCUUGUUAUCUUUCUAGCUACCGGCCAUCUCAAGUCCCUGCAGCAUAAGAGUUGCGCAAUGUGAUGUAAACAAUGAAUAAUAAGAGUGUGAAGGUCACUCGGUCUCAUCAAUGUUACUCUAAUGUUCGGUGAGACAUACAAGGAUCAGACUUGAUCGCCCUAAUAAAAACACGAGUUAUUUUUGUCAUGGUUACCUAUGCAAAGCUGACACUCAACUCCGAACCCUCAAUGUCACUUCCUGUCCGCUUGUCUUUCAGGUGCCCUAGGUUAGUGGUGGGGAUGCUAAUUUUCUAACAUGUUGCAAGUAUUAUAUCCCAAAAAAGUUGUAAAGUUGUAAGUUGUAAAGUGUAAAGUUGUUCAGUACAUGAUCUAUACGAGGAGCUGAAUGAGAGCAACUGUACUUGAAUUUGGAUGAAAGUUGAAACAGUAUUUAGAAAAUCAAGCUAGUCCAGUUGCUGUAAUUCAUCUCCUCAGAUAAACAAAGUACAAUUCACAAAGAUUUGAAUACACAAAUUUAACUUUUUUUCUGAUUAACUCAGUAGGUAACUUUAAUAAUAAAGUUAUUUUACUGACUACAAAUCUGCCUUGGUCAAGAAAUCUAAGCAUGAAUAGAUCGAACUUUGCAUGAUUCUACCUGCGAGUCUUUAUUGUGGGCGGAAGCUGGAGUGGUGAAAGGUUCGUCUCUUUGUAAUGCACUCUUCCCCAGCAGAUACUGACGGACUGAUCGUAAAGUUCACGCUCGAUGUCCUUCCCCUCUUGCUCAAGCUUGGCCAAGUCGCCCGUAAACAUGUCAUGUACCUCGUGGUGGCGUAGCAAGCUAAGACGUGAGGUGCAUUCAAGGGUAUCGGGUCAUUACGAUUUUUUUUUUUUUGGCAGGACUGGCGACCCGUUGAAAACGGCUCCGCGGCUUUUGGCAUGAGUCAUAUGUCUUAAAUGAUUUACUUUCAUUUUGUGUACCAUAUCGGUAAUUACGAGUGUAACAGGUGUGUAAGGGUGUUGUUUUGUAAGUAUGGCUGUGUUUUUCCUUGGUGUCAUGACGUGAUGUGCCGGUGGUAGAGCUUGGUUCCUUUUCUCCUUGGCGGCAUCACGUGAUGUGAAUUGGUGACCAUCAAUGGUGAGUGACCUUUCAUCAAUGGUGAGUGACAUUUCAGUGGGCUUUCUUGGGUUUCGGCACCUCUGCACUGUCCAUGCCGGCGUCCGCUGGUGGAGAUGCUUAAUACGUUUUUUUUUAUUUGAAUGCUGUUGGAAUACCGUAAGAAUCUUUACAAUGCAGUCAACGUGCAGUUAGAAUACCUUUUACUACAAUUUUUACACUUCAUAUCGUCCUUGAAAGUUUUUAGCAUGCUCAAAACGUAUAACAUCUUCAACCAAGACUCCGGGUUCCUCAAUUCAACCUUUGCAGAUCAUGUUUCUUCUCCAACUGAAAUUGAUCCCAUCAGGCACCAUGCUGACUCAACACUCCUUUGUUUGUUAUCUAUUUAUUUAGAACCAUGACUAGAGGACAAUCACAAUAACCCCAACAUCACGACCCCGCCCUUUUCCCUUCGUAAAACGGCAAGACACAAAGUGACCAGGCAUUACAAAAUUCAUUUUCAGAAAACCAAAAUAGCAGAGAAACCAUAAUAGAAAGGGAAAAAAAAUACAACAGAUUCAUGUCAAAUAAAUUGAUCCCAAAAGACUUAAGUUUCUAUGAGAUUGGACGUCUCAAAAAUAUAUUUAUGUACACACUCUGCUGUAUUGUUCUGUACAAAACCUGACACGUUCCCUGUAGACAUGCAACCACUUACCCAUACUGCAUAAACUCCCAUCUUAUCAUUUCUAAUUCAGUGUAUUUCUAUGUAUUUGUUCUUUGGACGGCAUCCUGAAGAACUCAAAUGCACCACUUUUGAGCUUUCCUGUAACAGCGUACCAAGAGGGAACACACUGCGGAAAUGACUGGAUGUAGUCGUUAUCUUCAAAGCAACUUCACUGUGACCUUACCUCAGACUUCAGCAGUUUUAUCUUUUUAAGAUCCUAAAAAGACUGCAACGCUAUGUCUCAAACACCUGAGUUGACAUCGGUUUACAUGACACCGCUAAUGCAAAACUACUGCAGCCAGUAAGAUAUGGUACAGUAUGUUGAACCUUGUAAGGCAUUGUACAUUUCUACACAACACUUCUGUACAAUCAAUGUGACCGAGAGAACUUGAUUUUAUUCAGAGGGGAGAACUAGCGGAGGAUUUCAGUGGGAGCUGCACUUGCUUGGUGUUAGUCAGGGUGUAACGGUACAUGUAUGGGCUUCCCACACGUAAACCACACGGCACACAUUCAAAAUGAGGGACAGGAAGUGUUUAUGACGUCACGUGUCUACUCGGUAAACAAGUACAGUGCAGUCCAGCCUUUGGCUAGCGGGAGUCAUUUAUUGCGCCAAGAAGUGGCGGACGGGGCGACAAGCUGGAAAUAUCCAUGCUGCUUUUCAGCCAAUGAGAAACUCGACUAAAAAUUAAAAAUCAUUUACGCUGUUCAAACUGCUGAAUUGCACUUUACUAAAAAAGAAACAUUGUCAACAACUGAUUAUAUCACAUUUUUAAAUCAUCUUUUAUUUGCUCAUUGUACCCGCUAGUAGUUUGCAGGGUUUUUGUUUUUGCUUCAUUUUGAAAAACUUUAAAGGUGCUUGUAAAAAGAUAAUACGUCAUAAGAGGUCAGCAGUUUUGUCUUGUUCCCUUACUGUACCCAAAAUGAACCGAAACAUAACCUUGAAAACGAGGUGGGUACCCAACAGUGUGGUCAGGAGAGGCAGGUGAAGCAGAACCUCACCUGUCAUCCUGAAAACAUAAAAUACAUUUUGCCAUCACACGGUAUUAUAAAUGUAUUUUCCUAUGUGAAAAUCGCUGAAUUUGCACAUUUCCUAAUGAGACGAGACCGUGGCAAAUCUCUCCAGCCAGCAUAAGUGCACGAGCUGAACCUCUUGAGUGCACUUCAGCGCAUGUUUGUCAGCAUGUCGCCAACAUGUUUGCAGAAAUGUAUUAUACUCCAUGACUUUCUACAGCCCAUGUGAUCUUUAAUGUAAUUGUGACAUCAUUAUUCUUGCUAAUCAGACAAUAACAAAGAGAAAUGUUAUAUGCAGAGGCGCUGCAGUACACUCCUCAUCCCGAAGGGGCUGAGGUGUGCAUGAGUUAGGAGGUGCUUGUCACUGCUUUCCUACCCUAGACAGGAAACGCCAGUUUAUGUUUACUUGACAGCAGCGCCACUAGCGCUAGAUACAGCAAAAAGCCAAAUGCAUUAAAGAUAUUUUUAUGCUCUGCUGAGUGAAUGAGCGAGCUGCCAAGAUGGAGCGUCAUGUAUCCGAGCUCAACAGACUUCUGCAACAACGUAUCAGAGGCUAGGGUGCAUGUACCUUAUAUACAAAUAAAACAAUAAACACCACAAAUGGUUUUCAGUUCCUAAAAAAAAAAAAAAGACUACGAAGUAUUUGAAAAGAAAGUUUUUAACGAAAGUUAAUUACAGUAAUCCCUCGUUUAUCACGGUUAGACAUGAAAACACGUCCUUAUAGCCACCUUUACACUCAUUUUACACAAUCUAGUGGACAUAAUAAGCGUGAAUAAGCCAUUUACGACAUGAAUACGAGUUGUGCUUGUGUGUUCUGGUGAAAUGUGUUCUGGUGCUUGAACAGCAGGGUGGCGGGGGGGCAGGAAUUAAUGUCAGCGGUUCAGAGUUGGUUUUUAACUUGGCGUGGGUUACAGCCGCAACAGUAGCCCGUGUUUUUAUUAGGGUUGUUGUGCCUCUUGUGAGAUCAUUCAAACCUGCAUUAAAAGCCUGAUGUUCAAGUCUCGUGCUUGUGUGAACAUUACAGAAACAUUACUGACACCUAGUGACCAGUAUAGAAUACUACUCAUGAUUCACAGCGUCUUUUAAUGCGUCGUCGGUAUGCCUUAUAUUUGUAUUUAUUUCAUUUAGUCAUUUGUAUGCUUGAAAAUGCUUAUUUUAGGCAAAAUGCACAAGAUUUGCUUAAAUAUGCAUAUUAUUGACUAAUAAUAGGCCACAUUCAACAACAAAUGAUUUAUGAAUGAAUAUAUUCUUGACAAACCCUGCUCAAAUGAAGCCACAAAAUUCGAAACACAGAUUCUCCUUUUUUUUCUUGUCAUCCUCUUAAUGAGCAACAUGUAUUAAACAAACAAAAAAAAAUCCCAAAUGAGUCAAUUCCUCACCAGCCAUGAACCUCACCACAAGUACCGUUACACCCCAAGUAGUAGAGGAGCAUUUCUUACGGCGACACAUCAGUACAUAACCUCUUAUCAUAAGAAAUGCAUAGAAGCUCCAAUUACAAGUGCAUCGUAUAAAGUUGGUUGAUUCUCAAUAUUACAAAAAACAACAGCUUGUGAUUCUGCUCAUGGAUCUACUGAAAGCCAUGUGCUCAUGGGCAUUAAAGUAUUUGUGACUAAAUACUACAUUAUUUUCCUUUGCGUUUUUUCGCUGCACACGGAGCAAGUCCAGUCACACGUUCACUCACAACGCUGGACGAACGUCAGCUCAUGAAGAAAAUACUGUGCUUAACCUUUUGUCCGAUAUUCGGAAAUAUGUACAUAUUUCAUGACUAUACUGUGAACCGCAGUACAACAACAACAGAAGACGUGAGAUCAGAAGUGUUCAUUUGUCUUCCCGAGUGCUAGCGCAGGAGAGACGCGGGUGUUACAGGGAAUGGAGAUCACGAAGGGAAACGAGCAUGCACUUGGACUGUGUCGAUGACAGUGAUGAUCAGUGUUCAGUGUGCUUUGCCGUGGAAUUCUUUGAUGCCGGAGGUCAUUUCCUGCCUCAGUCCCAGCAGUAAAAAGUGUCACCGUCAUCACAGAUGUCCAUAAGAUGCCUCUUGGCCUGUCCAUCAUCUCUUGGUCCAAAAGCAAAAGGCUUUUCUAGAUCUUCUGAAAGCCUGCUGUCUGACUCUAGAAGACUCAUCUUACUCGUCCUCUUCCUCGUCGUCAUCAGUGAGUGGCAGUAACUCCUCCUUCAGGCAGUCCCUGUAGAAGCUGAUGAGAGUGGCAUAUAGGUGCUGGUGGCUCUGAUGCGACAGGAAAUGACCUUCGUCAGGGUAGAGCUGGUGGGAAGAAGGCACAGGGGUUCUGAUGGUUAACAAAUGGAAUUAUGUUGAGAGCUUCUGUUCAAAACAUCUGAAGGCCGGAGUAGGACUUUUCGCUUUUGCUUACUUUUGCGUUAUCUAUCUUGCUUUUGGUUGGUUUCCCUUUUUACUCAUCACCAGCACUGUGGAGUUGCGUUCAUAUGCACCAUCUAGUUCAAGUUGAAUUCACAUGUUCUGAAUGUAUUUUACAAAUUGUACUUCCACAUUGAGUUACGCAGUGCCCUUGAACGCAUCGUCAUGUGAACAGUGCCUGGCCAGCGCAGGGAGAACAGUGCUUGUUAGGUCCUGCUAUGACACCAAGAAAGGAGACAAUAUGGAGGUGUUUAUCCUUUUUGUGCGUUAUGUGAACCAAUAAGUGAGUUUCAUGAUUACGUUUUACUCCGUUACUCGGAGUGUUGGUAUACGAAUAUUCACUUACUGUUUUCCUUUGUCUUUGUGUUUAUUUACACCACACAUACAGACAUAAUAAAGACGCUGUUGUGAUGUUCAGAGUAUCCGUGAAUGCACCACACGAGUGUGAUGGUGAAUGAGGGACGUGUUUGCGAGUUGGAGAUGCAUGUAUGGUGUAUUACUGUAUGUACAGUAAUCCCUCGUUUAUGGUGGUUAAUUAGUUCCAGACAUGACCGUGAUAAGUGAAUUUCCACAAAAUAGGAUUCCUUAUUUAUAAAUAAAAUAUUUUUGUAUUUAGAGCAUAGAAAACGUACUUAGAAACUUCUAAAUCGUGUUUUUAACAUUAUUGGAGCCCUCUAGACAUGAAAUAACACAUCUAUGAUCACCUUUACACUCGUAUUACCCAAUACAGUGUAUAUAUAAGAAGAGUAAAUACGCCAUUUAAGACAUAAAUAAGACUUGUGGUCGUGUGUUUUGCGAUAAAUAUGUUCCCAAGAGGAGCUGAGUGGCGGGUGGACAGGAAGUGCUGGGGGUUCAGAGUUGACGAUUUAGCUUGCCGUGGUUUACUGCAUCAACAGUGGGCCGUGUUUUUAUUAGGGAUCAUUGUGCCUGUUGUGGGAUCACUCAAACCUGCAAUAGAAGUUGGUUGUUCCAGUGAUGAAGUCUGGCUUUGAUGAACACAGAACAUCACAGUGACGUUACUGACACCUAGUGACCACUGUGGAAUAUUACAUAUCAUUGACGUCCUCUCUUUGAAUGUGUCUUCUCUUGUCUUUAGUUUAUUUAGCCAUUUUUAUACUUGAAAAUGCUUAAUGGAGGCAAAAAUACGUAAAACUUGCUUCAGUACGCUUAGUGCAAAGUGGCAACCCUCGCUACAUCGUGCAUCACACUGUCGUGGUUUGUCAAAAGUUAAUAAAUGAUCACUGUUUUGUGGUUGAAUAUGGUCUUUUAUUAGUACAACAUCGGGUCUGGAACCAAUUAACCACGAUAAGCAUGGGAGAAUUGCCUGCUAGCUUUUUAUGCUUAAUUUUAAAAAUCAUUAAAGCCCAACACAAAAGCUACACAGUUUUACGUUUAGUAUUUUGUUCUCUUACUGCACCCAAAAUGAACCGAAUCAUAAUUAUGGCAUACUGUUACACCACAACCCAUAAGCCGUCUCUGUCCAGGUGAGCUCAAGGCUCGUGUAUAUCUGCUACAUAAGCACAUUUUCAGAAACUAUUCAUUUGCAUCAAUGUUUUGCCUUUUUUUUUUUUUUUUUUUUUUAAUGCAGAGGUGGGUGUUGCUUCCGUGACAGUCACCUGCAUUGAGUAGUUUGCUCUAACUUUCACCAGGCUCUUGACAAGCUCAGCGGUGUGUUGAAAGUGGAUGUUGGCUGCAAAUAGAAAAGGUGUCAGUGGAGUUCAGCCUUUCAUUUCAAAUUGGGAUUCUUGUCGAACUAAAACAUGUCAACAAAUUUUGCAUGCGCGGCUCAACAGAGAUUGCUUUCUUCUGAAAACCCCUGCAUCGAUUUAGAUAAGCCACUUCCCUUUUAUUUUUUCAUUAAAACAAUUUGCCUCAUUACCUUUCAGGAUUGCUUGCUUCUUUGUGCUCAGCAGCGAUGCUCAAAAGAUUCAGCAUAUUCAUUUCCGGACAAUUUAUUUUCACUUACCAUCUGCCGUACCGUGCACAAGCAUCAGUUUCUGCUCUCUUAGUGCAUGAACAUUCUGCAGCACACUGGAGAACUGGAAAAAGGUAAUGAGAAAUAGAUAGAACACUUAACACAUCCUAGGUCUGGAUGAAUGAAACAUUCCAGAUGAAAAAGAUGAGAUAAUACUCCUAUAGUCACCAUGACACUCCUAUUACCCAAUAUAGUAGACAUAUUAAGAGAAAACAAGACAUUUAGGACAUAAGUAAGACUCGUGGUCAUUCGUGCGUGUUUCAGUAAAUGUGUCCCGGUGCUAAGGGAUGAGUGAGGGGUGGAUAGGAAGUGACGUUGGGGGUUCAGAGUUGAGUUUGAGCUUGCCGUGGGUUAUAGCCGCAACAGUGGCCUGCGUUUUUAUGAGGGAUUUUAGGGAUGCCUGUUGCGAGAUGAUUCCAACUUGCAAUAAAAGCCUGUUGUUCUGGUGAUCAAGUAUGGCACUUGAUUCUUCCGAAUGCUUUAUAUUUGUAUAUUUAGUUGAUUUAGCCAUUUUUAUGCUUGAAAAUGCUUAAAUUUAGGCAACAAAUGCUUAACAUUGCUCAAACAUGCAUAUGUUUUCACUAAUAAUAGGCUAUAUUCAACCACGAAACAGCAUGAUUUAUUAAUUACUAUAUGAUUGAAAAUCCACGAUAGAGUGAAGCUGUGAAAUUCAAACUGCUAAGUGGCGAGGGACGACUGUAUUGUCAUUUUGUGUAGCGCUUUGAAGAGGAGCAGUUUUUGCUUUUCGUUCUUUAUUUUGCACCACUGACUAUAUUUUGCUGAAAUUGUAUGUAACAAAAGGGAAAUGCAUUAUUUUGUUAAUAGUGUUGAUCAAUUGUUAACUAGUUGUUACACAUUCACAUGAAACAUGUUGUGUUCCAAACCGGCUGGUCGGAGUUAACUUAAGAAAGAUAAGUAAAAGUACUUUAUUUUACAUUUGUUAUGUAGCAGCUAUAUUUUAUUUAUGACGACAUAAAUAAAUACUUUUACUGCUCUUCAGCACUUUGACUUUACAUACUCAAGCACAUUUUUAAUGAUCGUACUUGUGAUACAAUACAGAGUAGCAGAUACUUUAAGACUUUUACUCAAGGAAAGUAUUUUUCCAUCUCCUCAAGUAUGGCUUUUGUGUACUUUAUACAAGAUGUUUGAGAUCCUACAAGAUCACCAUUAUUUCUUUGGAUAAUGGCAAAAAACAACAAUUUGCUGUUGUGAGAAAUGUUGUUGUGCUUUCUUUCUUCUCUCCCAUGUCUCCUCCCUCCCAUUGUUGAGGAACGCACCUCUGAUUACUAAACAUCCUGUCUGCACAGGAGGCUGAUAGCGAGCGCAAAGGCAGUCUGAAAAACACUCAAACUGUUGAGCGAUGCAACCAAAAAACAAACAAGUUUACUUUGAAAGUAGCCACAUCACAUUAGUCGUGCUGUCUGUAGUGUAUAUUAAUUUGUUGUUUUUUGUAAUUACACAUACAGUGUAUUAUCCACGUAUUACGGCAUUUCAUGGUUACAUACACGCUUUCAUGAAUUCAUUUUUUUUUUAAUCACUUUUGGGCCGUAAACACAAACCUCGACCAAGAGAUAGCUGCAGCGGAAGAAUACACUAUGUGCCCCUCAUGCGCAGCCACACUAAAAACAUCAUAUUCUAGCAUCUAACAUCUACUUGUGAAGACGAGGAGGUGGUUGAUUAACAAUCUCUUUACUGCAAAAAAAGCUGUCGGCUGCAACAACGGCAAAACAAUAACAAACUGAACUGUCCUCUCCGUAUGCAGG
This is a messenger RNA of Dunckerocampus dactyliophorus (ringed pipefish), 12325 nucleotides long. RefSeq names its product inactive dipeptidyl peptidase 10-like. Gene Ontology annotation, molecular function: dipeptidyl-peptidase activity; serine-type peptidase activity. Gene Ontology annotation, biological process: proteolysis. The transcript has 26 exons. The record is from RefSeq and is a predicted model, not a curated record. Lineage: Eukaryota; Metazoa; Chordata; Actinopteri; Syngnathiformes; Syngnathidae. The coding region runs from base 212 to 2593 and encodes 793 amino acids.